This is a messenger RNA of Heterocephalus glaber (naked mole-rat), 6349 nucleotides long. It is a transcript of the gene Adgrl3, whose product is annotated as adhesion G protein-coupled receptor L3. Lineage: Eukaryota; Metazoa; Chordata; Mammalia; Rodentia; Bathyergidae. Gene Ontology annotation, biological process: cell surface receptor signaling pathway; adenylate cyclase-activating G protein-coupled receptor signaling pathway. Gene Ontology annotation, cellular component: plasma membrane. The record is from RefSeq and is a predicted model, not a curated record. Gene Ontology annotation, molecular function: G protein-coupled receptor activity; carbohydrate binding.
UCUGUUCCCGAGCGGCGGUGGCGGAGCGGCCCGGCUGUGACUGCCGCAGGUUAAUAGCCGCGCUGGUCCCAGGGCUGCUGCGGAGCCCGAGCCCGACUCCGAAGUUGUGCAACUGUGGACUUGGAGAGACAUUUGAACCCUCUUUUCUCUGUGCUCAGCUUUUGCCCCGCUGGGGUGUGGGAAGCGAAGAAACGUAAAGGAAGACAAGCAUUUGGGUUGUUUUUUUUUCCCCGACCCGUCCCCAUGGCUGUGUAGCAGAAGAAAGGGAAGAGACUUUUUGUUUUUGUUGGCUGGACUGGGGUCUCCACCCUCCUUCCGCCCGCUUUGCACUCCGCGCUGGUCUUCGCCUCGGGUGGCGAGGAAUCCUUUGCCCCUGCUCCAUGGCUGGAUUGUGGAAACUGCACCCGGCUGCAGGUUGUUGAGAAGCGGAUGGGAUCUGCUCAGGGACGGCGGCAGCGAAAGAAAUGUUUCAUUCAAUGAAUCAGAGGGAGAGAACAUGGAUCUUUAGCAAUUAAAGAACAAAUUAAGAUUACAGAUUUGGGACAUUGAUGUUUCCGUUUUUGAGGACAUUUUCUUUCUUGUUUUGAAUCUUUUUAUUGUUUUAAUCAUCUUUCUUGGAACACAGAAGAGAAACCAGAAAUACACUUACUUUGUUUCACUUCUGGAACACUCAUCCCUAAGAAACUCUGAAAACAACUGCACAGCCAUGUGGCCAUUACAGCUCCUAACCUUCAUGUUGCUCUUAGCACCAGUAGUUCAUGGUGGCAAACACAGCGAGCGACAUCCAGCCCUUGCUGCUCCACUGCGACACGCUGAGCGCAGCCCAGGAGCCGCUCUGCCACCCGGACACCUCCUUCAGCAGCCAGCUGCAGAGCGUGUCACCGCUCACCGUGGACAAGGGCCCCGAGGAGCUGCCAGAGGAGUUCGAGGUCCAGGUGCCCAAGGAGCACAGAUUGCAGCCCAAGCUUUCAGCCGCGCCCCAAUCCCCAUGGCUGUGGUACGCAGGGAGCUCUCCUGCGAGAGCUACCCCAUUGAGCUCCGCUGUCCAGGGACCGAUGUCAUCAUGAUCGAAAGUGCCAACUACGGGAGGACCGACGACAAGAUCUGUGACUCUGACCCUGCUCAGAUGGAGAAUAUCCGAUGUUACCUGCCCGAUGCCUAUAAGAUUAUGUCUCAAAGAUGCAAUAACAGAACCCAGUGUGCAGUGGUGGCGGGUCCUGAUGUUUUUCCAGACCCAUGUCCAGGAACCUAUAAAUACCUUGAAGUGCAGUAUGAAUGUGUUCCAUACAAAGUGGAACAAAAAGUUUUUCUUUGUCCCGGACUACUGAAAGGAGUAUACCAGAGUGAACAUUUGUUUGAGUCUGACCACCAGUCUGGGGCAUGGUGCAAAGACCCUCUUCAGGCCUCUGACAAGAUUUACUAUAUGCCCUGGACUCCUUACCGAACCGAUACCCUGACUGAGUACUCAUCCAAAGAUGACUUCAUUGCCGGAAGGCCAACGACUACCUACAAGCUCCCUCAUAGGGUGGAUGGCACAGGAUUUGUAGUGUAUGAUGGAGCUUUGUUCUUCAAUAAAGAGCGCACCAGGAACAUAGUUAAGUUUGACUUGCGGACUAGGAUCAAGAGUGGAGAAGCAAUCAUAGCGAAUGCCAAUUACCAUGAUACUUCCCCUUACCGAUGGGGAGGCAAAUCAGACAUAGACCUAGCAGUGGAUGAAAAUGGGCUGUGGGUAAUCUAUGCAACAGAACAAAACAAUGGGAAAAUUGUCAUUAGUCAAUUGAACCCUUACACACUACGGAUUGAAGGGACAUGGGAUACAGCAUAUGAUAAAAGGUCAGCUUCCAAUGCAUUUAUGAUCUGUGGGAUUCUGUAUGUGGUCAAAUCUGUGUACGAGGAUGAUGACAAUGAGGCCACUGGGAAUAAGAUUGACUACAUUUACAACACUGACCAAAGCAAGGAUAGUUUGGUGGAUGUACCUUUCCCCAAUUCAUACCAGUACAUAGCAGCUGUGGAUUACAAUCCCAGGGACAACUUACUUUAUGUAUGGAAUAACUAUCAUGUCGUGAAAUAUUCUUUGGAUUUUGGACCCCUGGAUAGUAGAUCAGGACAGGCCCAUCAUGGACAAGUUUCAUACAUUUCCCCACCAAUUCACCUUGACUCUGAGCUAGAAAGACCCCCUGUGAGAGGAGUUUCUACCACAGGUCCUUUUGGCAUGGGAAGCACAACCACCAGUACCACCCUCAGGACCACAACGUGGAGCUCUGGAAGGAGCACCACCCCUUCGGUGUCUGGAAGAAGAAACCGGAGUACCAGCAUCCCGUCUCCAGCUGUUGAGGUACUGGGUGACAUCACCACACACCUCUCAUCUGCAGUGUCCCAGAUCCCUGCUCUUGAAGAGAGCUGUGAGGCUGUGGAAGCCCGAGAAAUCAUGUGGUUCAAGACCCGUCAAGGACAAGUUGCAAAACAGCCAUGCCCUGCAGGAACUAUAGGUGUAUCCACUUACCUAUGCCUUGCUCCUGAUGGAAUUUGGGAUCCCCAAGGACCAGAUCUCAGCAACUGUUCUUCUCCAUGGGUCAACCAUAUCACACAGAAGUUAAAAUCUGGAGAGACAGCUGCCAACAUUGCUAGAGAGCUGGCCGAACAGACCCGCAGUCACCUGAAUGCUGGGGACAUCACCUACUCUGUCAGAGCCAUGGAUCAGCUCGUGGGGCUCCUGGACGUGCAGCUCAGGAACCUGACCCCAGGGGGCAAAGACAGUGCAGCACGGAGUCUGAACAAGCUUCAGAAAAGAGAGCGCUCUUGCAGAGCCUAUGUCCAGGCAAUGAUUGAGACAGUUAACAACCUCCUUCAGCCACAAGCUUUGAAUGCGUGGAGAGACCUGACUACAAGCGAUCAACUCCGAGCAGCCACCAUGUUACUUGACACUGUGGAGGAGAGUGCUUUUGUGCUGGCUGAUAACCUUUUGAAGACUGACAUUGUCAGGGAGAACACAGACAAUAUUCAAUUAGAAGUUGCGAGGCUAAGCACAGAUGGAAACUUAGAAGACCUAAAAUUUCCAGAAAACAUAGCCCAUGGAAGCACAAUACAGCUUUCUGCAAAUACUUUAAAGCAAAAUGGCCGCAAUGGUGAGAUCAGAGUGGCCUUUGUUCUAUAUAACAACUUGGGCCCUUAUCUGUCCACGGAGAAUGCCAGUAUGAAGUUGGGAACAGAAGCUAUGUCCACAAAUCAUUCUGUUAUUGUCAAUUCACCUGUGAUAACGGCAUCAAUAAACAAAGAAUUCAGUAAUAAGGUUUACUUGGCUGAUCCUGUGGUCUUUACUGUUAAACAUAUCAAGCAGUCAGAGGAAAAUUUCAACCCUAACUGUUCAUUCUGGAGCUAUUCCAAGCGCACCAUGACAGGCUAUUGGUCAACACAAGGCUGCCGGCUCCUGACAACAAACAAGACUCACACCACUUGCUCCUGUAACCAUCUGACCAAUUUUGCAGUCCUGAUGGCACAUGUGGAAGUUAAGCACAGUGAUGCAGUCCACGACCUUCUUCUGGAUGUGAUCACAUGGGUUGGAAUUUUGCUGUCGCUUGUUUGUCUCCUGAUUUGCAUCUUCACAUUUUGCUUUUUCCGUGGGCUCCAGAGUGACCGCAACACCAUCCACAAGAACCUCUGCAUCAGCCUCUUUGUAGCAGAGCUGCUCUUCCUGAUUGGAAUAAACAGAACUGACCAACCUAUUGCCUGUGCUGUGUUUGCUGCACUCCUACAUUUCUUCUUCUUGGCUGCCUUCACAUGGAUGUUCCUGGAGGGUGUGCAGCUGUACAUCAUGCUGGUGGAGGUCUUUGAGAGCGAGCACUCGCGGCGGAAGUACUUCUAUCUGGUGGGCUACGGGAUGCCUGCGCUCAUUGUGGCUGUGUCAGCUGCCGUGGACUACAGGAGUUAUGGGACCGACAAAGUAUGUUGGCUCCGACUUGACACCUACUUCAUUUGGAGUUUUAUAGGACCAGCGACCUUGAUAAUUAUGCUUAAUGUAAUCUUCCUGGGAAUUGCUUUAUAUAAAAUGUUUCAUCAUACUGCCAUACUGAAACCUGAAUCAGGCUGUCUUGAUAAUAUCAACUAUGAGGAUAACAGACCCUUCAUCAAGUCAUGGGUCAUAGGUGCAAUAGCUCUUCUCUGCUUGUUAGGAUUGACCUGGGCCUUUGGACUUAUGUAUAUUAAUGAAAGCACAGUCAUCAUGGCAUAUCUCUUCACCAUUUUCAAUUCUCUACAGGGAAUGUUUAUAUUCAUUUUUCAUUGUGUCCUACAGAAGAAGGUACGGAAGGAGUAUGGGAAAUGCCUGCGUACGCAUUGCUGUAGUGGCAAAAGUACAGAGAGUUCCAUUGGCUCAGGGAAAACAUCUGGUUCUCGAACUCCUGGACGCUAUUCUACAGGCUCCCAGAGCCGAAUUCGUAGAAUGUGGAAUGACACAGUCAGAAAACAGUCAGAGUCAUCCUUCAUUACUGGAGAUAUAAACAGUUCAGCAUCACUCAACAGAGGAGCCAUGGCUAAUCAUCUUAUAAGCAAUGCUCUGCUUCGUCCGCAUGGUACUAACAAUCCCUAUAAUACAUUGCUUGGGGAACCGGUGGUCUGUAACAACCCUUCUGUCAGCAUGUACAACGCACAAGAGCCCUACAGAGAGACAAAGGGGCUUCUGAACAAUGCCAGGGAUACAAGUGUCAUGGAUACUCUACCACUGAAUGGUAACCAUGGCAAUAGUUACAGCAUUGCCGGUGGCGAAUACCUGAGCAACUGUGUGCAAAUCAUAGACCGAGGCUAUAACCAUAACGAAACCGCCCUAGAGAAAAAGAUUCUGAAGGAACUCACUUCCAACUAUAUCCCUUCUUACCUGAACAACCACGAGCGCUCCAGCGAACAGAACCGGAAUCUGAUGAACAAGCUGGUCAAUAACCUGGGCGGAGGGGGCGAAGAGGACAGCAUCGUCCUGGACGACGCCACAUCCUUCACCCACGAGGAGAGCCUGGGCCUGGAGCUUAUCCAUGAGGAGUCGGACGCGCCCCUGCUGCCACCCAGGGUGUACUCCACCGAGAACCACCAGCCGCACCACUACUCCCGGAGGCGGAUCCCCCAGGACCACAGCGAGAGCUUUUUUCCCCUCCUGACCAACGAGCACACGGAAGAGCUGCCCUCGCCCCCCAGGGACCCGCUCUGCACCAGCCUGCCGGCCCUGGCCGGGGCGCCCGCCGCCGACAGCGCCGCCGCCUGCACCCCGCCCGAGCCGGCCGCUGCCCGGGGCGACGCAGAGGACAUGUACUACAAGAGCAUGCCCAACCUGGGCUCGCGCGCCCACGGCCAGCAGCUGCACACCUACUACCAGCUGGGGCGCGGCAGCAGCGAUGGCUUCAUCGUGCCGCCCGGCAAGGACGGGGGCUCUCCCGAGGGGAGCUCGAGGGGACCCGCGCACCUGGUCACGAGUCUAUAGAGGCCGCGCGAACAGCGGGACGAGCCUGCAACACCUACCUGCGGACUGUGCAGAGUUGAUAUAAGCGGUGGUAAUCGUGUGUACUCCUAAAUCUUUAUGCUGAUGUUCUUGAAAGACAAAAACUCUCAGACUUAAUAAUUAUUAUUAUUAUUAUUUUCUUUUCUUUUUUUUUCUUUUUUUUUUUUUGCUGGGAUUUUUAGGUCAGCCCAGGGGAGAAAGAUAACUGCUGGCUUCCCCAGUGCCCUAUCCUCUCUUGUCCUUUACCGCUCAGAUGGAAACUUCAUUAUGUUAAUGAACGAGAUUGGAAGACCAUGGCUCUCAUUGCGGCCUUGUUGAGUUCUGUUGUGUUUGUUUUGACAUCUCUGAUGCUCUGUUGCUAGAAUUGCAGGACCUGAUUUUUGAAAGGCCAGAACAGUUGGAGAUGAGUCACAGUGCUGCACAAGCACACAUAAAGCAAAGCAAAACUGUACCCCGUAGUGGUUUAUGGUCACUCACAACCUGAAUUCACCACAGCAGGAGUCACUGUGGAAAACAAAAGAAAACAACAAAAUUAAUAACAAAAUGGAGGGGAAUUCUAGAAUUAUAUGCUAAAUGCAUACUUUAUGAUUUGCUGUAUUAACUGAUGAUAAAACUAAUGGCAGAAAAAAUUGAACAGUUUCUAUGUAAUGUACAGAUACUAGCAUUGCACAUAUAGUCUGCUUUCUGUUCUCCAGAAUUUGAGUCCUGUUAAUGUAGUGGGGAAAAAAAAGAUUUUUUUUUCUUUCGUGCUAGUCUUGCAAGUUUGUCUACCAGUAAAAGAGCAAAGGUUCCUUCCUUCCUUUCCUUUCUUCAUUUGCUUUUUUUCUUUCUUUCUUUCUUUCCUUCUUUCUUUCUUUCUUUCUUUCU